AUGGAUGAAGAGAUGAAAUCUCUCCACAAGAAUCAGACUUGGGAUUUGGUACAACUCCCUAAGGGAAAGAAGACAAUUGGUUGCAAAUGGGUAUAUGCCAAGAAGGAAGGUAAUCCUGGAAAAGACAACAUCCGAUUCAAAGCAAGAUUGGUAGCAAAAGGCUAUGCUCAGAAGGAGGGGAUAGAUUAUAAUGAGGUAUUCUCUCCAAUUGUUAAGCAUUCAUCAAUCCGUAUUCUGUUAGCCUUGGUUGCACAGUUUGAUUUGGAGUUAGCCCAACUUGAUGUGAAAACUGCCUUCCUACAUGGAGAUUUGGAAGAGGAAAUUUACAUGUCUCAGCCAGAUGGUUUCAAAGUCACUGGGAAAGAGAAUUGGGCUUGUAAACUGAAGAAGCCAUUGUAUGGAUUGAAACAAUCUCCUCGCCAGUGGUAUAAGCGAUUUGAUAAGUUCAUGGCAGAACAUGGAUAUACACGGAGUCAGUUUGAUCACUGUGUAUAUUUUCGCAAACUUCUUGAUGGUUCUUUCAUCUAUUUGCUCUUAUAUGUGGAUGAUAUGUUGAUCGCAUCAAAGAGCAAGGUGGAGAUUGAUAGACUGAAAGCUCAACUGAGAACUGAGUUUGAAAUGAAGGACCUUGGAGAAGCUAAGAAGAUUCUUGGCAUGGAGAUUCAGAGAGACAGAAGAAAAGGCACAGUCUGUUUGACAAAGACCCAAUACUUGAAGAAAAUUCUACAGAGAUUUGGGGUAGAUGGUAAGACCAAGCCUGUAAGCACACCUUUAGCUCCUCAUUUUAAGCUAAGUGCUUCAAUGUCUCCACGCACAGAAGAAGAGCGCAAGCAUAUGGCUCAAAUUCCAUAUGCAAAUGCAGUUGGUGCAUUAAUGUAUGCAAUGGUUUGUACGAGACCAGAUAUUUCACAUGCUGUCAGUAUGGUGAGCAGAUAUAUGCAUGAUCCGGGAAAGGGUCACUGGCAGGCAGUUAAGUGGAUUCUACGAUACAUUCAUGGCACAACUGAUAUUGGUUUGAAGUUUGAGAGGGAUGAUAGACUCGGACAAAAUUUAGUUGGUUAUGUGGAUUCGGACUAUGCUGGUGACUUAGACAAGCGUCGUUCCACAACAGGCUAUGUGUUUACACUUGCUAAUGGGCCUGUAAGUUGGAGGUCAACGUUACAAUCAACAGUAGCUUUGUCAACAACUGAGGCAGAGUACAUGGCAGUAACAGAAGCUUUCAAGGAAGCUAUUUGGUUACAUGGGUUGAUUGAAGAUUUGGGAAUGGUUCAAGAGCACGUGGAUGUCCAUUGUGAUAGUCAAAGUGUUAUUUGUCUUGCAAAGAAUCAGGUUCAUCAUUCCCGCACCAAGCACAUUGAUGUUCGAUUUCAUUUUGUUCGAGAAAUUGUGGAUGAAGGGGAUAUUCUGCUACAGAAGAUUGGUACUGUAGAUAAUCCAGCUGACAUGCUCACAAAAUGUGUCUCAGGGAUCAAGUUCCAACAUUAUGGAUCCCAUGGUGCUGCCAUUGCUUUACUCUAUGGAAUUGGUGGAGUUGGAAAGACAGCCAUAGCUAAGAGUGUUUUUAACCAGAACUAUUAUAAAUUUGAAGGGAAGAGCUUUCUAUCAAAUUUUAGGUCAAAGGAUAUAGUUUGCCUACAGAGGCAACUUCUUUUCGACAUCCUAAACAAGACUGUUGAGAUAAAUGAUCCUGAUGAAGGAAUUCUGAAGAUUAAGGAUGCAUUAUGUUGCAGAAGAACUCUUAUUGUUCUAGAUGAUGUGGACAAAAGGGACCAAUUCAAUAAAAUCAUUGUCAUGCAAAAUUGGCUUUGUAAAGGAAGUAAAAUCAUUGUAACAACCAGAAAUAAGGGUCUGUUUUCAGGUAAUGAUAUUGAGGGGGUCCGAUGCAAAAUCGAACCGCUAGAUGAUGAAAAAUCACUUGAGCUUUUCAGUUGGAAUGCCUUUGGACAAGCUGACCCUGUUGAUGGUUUUGUGGAAGACUCUUGGAGAAUAGUACAUCAUUGUAAUGGACUUCCAUUAGCUCUUGGAGUUAUUGGCUCUUCAUUGUCCGGAAAAGGAAGAGAAAUAUGGGAAAGCGCAUUACAACAAAUGGAAGUGAUUCUUAAUUUUGAAGUUCAAAAGGUUCUUCGAAUAAGUUACGACUUUCUUGAUGGUGAUUAUCCGAAGAACUUAUUCCUUGAUAUCGCAUGUUUCUUUAAUGGAAUGGAUGUGGAUGAUGCAGUUAGGAUACUGGAUGGGCUCGAUAAAGGUGCAAGAUUUGGGAUCGACAAUCUCAUCGAUAGAUGUCUUGUUGAAAUCAACAAUGAUAAAAGGUUGUGGAUGCAUCAACUAGUAAGAGAUAUGGGUAGGGAAAUUGCUCGUCAAGAAUCACUCAAAUGUCAAAGAAUAUGGCAUCAUGGGGAUGCUUUUACAUUUUUGAAAGGAACUACUGAUGCUGAAAAAUUGCGUGGCCUUACCAUUGAUAUGCAUACAUUAAUGGAAUAUCAUUAUGCAGAAGUUGUCUGUACUGAUUCAAUGGUUUGUCGCAAGCGCCGCAGGCUUAACUUCUUUCAACAAUGGCUUUGCGAUUUUUUCGAUGGGGGAAAAUUACAAACUGGCCAAACAAGUUUGUUUCCCAUCCUCAGCACGGAUGCUUUUAGAAAGAUGCCAGAUAUAAAAUUUCUCCAACUAAACUACACUAAUUUUCAUGGAAGUUUUGAGCACUUUCCCAAGAAUUUAAUAUGGUUAUGUUGGCAUGGAUUGUCUUGGAGCUCCAUACCAAAUCACGUAUGCUUGGAGAAGCUGGUGGUUCUUGAUCUAUCCAGAAGUUGUCUAGUUGAUGCUUGGAAGGGCAAACCGUUUCUUCCAAAAUUGAAAAUUCUUGAUCUCCGUCACUCUCGUGAUCUCAUUAGAACCCCAGACUUCUCGGGUCUCCCAGCCCUUGAAAAGCUAAUACUUGAAGACUGCAUCCGUUUGGUUCAAUUUCACGAAUCUAUUGGUGAUUUACAAAGAUUGUUGAUCUUAAAUCUAAGAAAUUGUACAAGUCUUGUGGAGCUUCCAGAAGAAAUGAGUAGAUUGAAUUCACUGCAAGAGCUGGUUUUAGAUGGUUGCUCAAAUCUUAACAGCCUGAAUAUGGAGUUAGAGCAUCAUCAAGGGCGCAAGUUGCUUCAAAGUGAUGGAAUUGUUGCAAGUACAUCAUUCAUUUCAUCUCUUCCAUUGAAGCUAUUCUUUCCCUCUAGGUUUUCAACGAGGAAAAUGUUGAGAUUUACCUCGUUUUCACUGCCACGCUUCUUGGAGAGUCUAGAUUUAAGUGGAACUCCAAUUUGUUUUCUUCCAGAAAGCAUCAAGGAUCUUGGUCUACUCAGAGCCCUAUAUUUAAGAAAUUGCAAAAUGCUCCAGGCACUCCCAGAGCUUCCAUUCCUUUUGGAUUUGUUAGAUGUGUCCCUUUGCUAUUCACUGCAAGGACUUGCAAAUCCAAAUAGUUGGACUGAAGGAGAUGGUUGUGAUCACUUAGUCGAGUUCCAAGAUCGGAUAAAGCAAGAAUUAAUCCAAAAGUUAGACUCUCAAAUGUUCAGAAUAAUGGAAACGGUUAGUGCUCAAAUACAGACAUCGAGAUUUCAGAUAACAUUUUUUGAUGGCAUAUUCAACGUUGUCGUCUAUGCAUUUGAAGAUGAGAUGUUAAGGAGGUUUUGUGCAGAGGGAGAAGAGGAUAAAUGGCUAAUUCAGAAUGAGUUUGUAGAUAACUUUUCAUUCAAAAUAUCCUCAUCACCUCCUGCGCACCGGAUAUGUGGCUUUAAUCUGUUGACAAGGUUUUGUAUGACGUCAGUAUACAGUGGCUUUAGUAAUGUUUAUAUUGAAAUCAGAAACAAUACGAGUGGUCGAUCCUUGCUUUCUCACUUCUUUGUGUUCCCUAUGAGGUACGCGCGUGGUGUUCGGGAAAUCCAAUCGCUAUUGCACACGAAAUUAGGGGGCAAUGAUCCUUCAUUUGAUAAUGGCGAUGACGUGAGUAUUUCAGUGCGUCCACGUGGUACAGCUAUCCAAAUAAGGACCGUUGGUGUACAAUGGUUGCAUGAAGAGGAAGGAAAGGAUGAAGUUAUCAAUGCCCACAACAGUAGCGAUGAUGAUGAUGAUGCAGCACACGCAGCCAAAGUAGAAAUAGCUUCUCGUAUUUUUAGAAAUUAUUAUUGUGCUUUCCAAGCUAAACACAGUGCUCGCAAUUUAGAUUUCAACCGUAAAAUCAAAAAAGCUGGAAAGCUUUUGAAAUAGUUUUUUCUUUUUUCUUGAAAAGCUUAUCAUGAAAAUAGCUUAUCAUGAAAUAGCAUGAGAUCUUUUAUUUAUAAAUAUUUAUAAGGGCUUUCAUAUUCAAAAAUGUAAUAUGAUAUUAUUUUAUUAAUUUGUAUUUAUAAUAAGACAUAUUAAAUAUAAGUUAACCUUUCAAUUUUCAUGUUA
Populus nigra (black poplar) is the source of this 4425-nucleotide messenger RNA. RefSeq lists its product as uncharacterized. The transcript is spliced from 5 exons. Gene Ontology annotation, molecular function: ADP binding. The coding region runs from base 1 to 4242 and encodes 1413 amino acids. The record is from RefSeq and is a predicted model, not a curated record. Lineage: Eukaryota; Viridiplantae; Streptophyta; Magnoliopsida; Malpighiales; Salicaceae.